AUGGUGAAUUUCAACUUAAGUCAAGUGGGAGCCACUUUCCGUAAAAGAGAUAAAGACCCUUUGAGUAAUGGCCCAGAAAAUGAAGUGGAAGAAGAUGUUGAUGCCUCUGAGUUUGAAGACGACGAAGUUAUACCUAAGAAGGUGAAAAAUAGAAGACCCCGGGAAGAUGCUUUUACACAACAAAGACUGGCUUCUAUCAACCCCGUGCUGACUCCAAAAACUGUGUUGCCUCUAUAUUUGAUUGUGGCAGCUGUGUUCGUUAUAGUCGGUGGUUGUCUGCUAUCUGUUGCAUCACAUACUGAUGAGCUAGUAAUAUAUUACCAAGACUGUGUUACUGCAGCACCUACUGAUUCCUUUGGAGACAUGCCGGAGAGUCAUUACAAAUAUGAUUUCCAUAAGAAUAAAACUUAUAAUGUAGCACCACAAUGGAGAUUUGUAGAUGAUAAGUCUGAUGACUCCAGUGAACGUGGUACAUGCGAAAUAAGAUUCCAUGUGCCCGAAGAUAUUAAGAAAACUGUCUAUAUUAAUUAUAUUCUUGAAAAUUUUUCACAAAACCAUAGACGUUACGUGUUAUCCUUUAGCGAGGAUCAAAUAGUUGGCAAAGCUGCUUCAUAUUCCAGUAUCCAUGAUACGGCAGGCAUUAAUUGUAAACCUUUAGCUCGUCACAGUAAUGGGAAAUUGUACUAUCCGUGUGGAUUGAUAGCUAAUGCGAUGUUUAACGAUACUUUCCCCAUGCAGUUGACUAAUGUGACGGAUACCUCCAAGAACUAUUCCUUAACAAACAAGGGUAUUAAUUGGUCCUCUGACAAGAAAAGAUUCAAGAAAACGCGCUACAAUUAUAGCCAGAUUGCACCACCGCCAUAUUGGGAGAAGCGUUUUCCAAACGGGUAUAAUGAAACCAAUAUCCCUGAUAUCCAUGAAUGGGAGGAAUUCCAAAACUGGAUGAGACCAUCAGCAUUUGACAAAUCAGCAAAGCUGAUCCGUAAAAACAGCAAUGAUACGUUACCUGCGGGUGAAUAUCAAAUCGAUAUUGGUUUACAUUGGCCUGUCACUGAAUUCAAUGGUAAGAAAGGGAUAUACAUUACACAUGGAUCAAGCAUUGGUGGCAAGAACACGUUUUUGGGUAUAGUUUAUUUGAUAGGUGGGUGUAUAUGUGUGGCAAUGGCGUUGGUGCUAUUAGCAUCCUGGUUCAUGAGUGGUAGAAAAGUGGCUGAUCCAAACAGUCUUUCAUGGAAUCAACGUUAA
This is a messenger RNA of Arxiozyma heterogenica, 1245 nucleotides long. It is a transcript of the gene LEM3, whose product is annotated as Lem3p. The record is from RefSeq and is a predicted model, not a curated record. Gene Ontology annotation, cellular component: Golgi apparatus; plasma membrane; endoplasmic reticulum. Lineage: Eukaryota; Fungi; Ascomycota; Saccharomycetes; Saccharomycetales; Saccharomycetaceae. The transcript has a single exon. The coding region runs from base 1 to 1245 and encodes 414 amino acids.